Cyprinus carpio (common carp) is the source of this 1973-nucleotide messenger RNA. Its product is annotated as protein unc-13 homolog B-like. Gene Ontology annotation, biological process: neuromuscular junction development; dense core granule priming; synaptic vesicle maturation. Gene Ontology annotation, molecular function: diacylglycerol binding; syntaxin-1 binding; calmodulin binding. Bases 118 to 582 code for a protein of 154 amino acids. The record is from RefSeq and is a predicted model, not a curated record. Lineage: Eukaryota; Metazoa; Chordata; Actinopteri; Cypriniformes; Cyprinidae. The transcript has 7 exons. Gene Ontology annotation, cellular component: presynaptic active zone cytoplasmic component; presynaptic membrane; neuromuscular junction.
AAUAAAGGGCUCAUCUGGGACAUCUUGAUAGGAACAGCAUGGAUCCCACUUAACACCAUACGCCAAUCAGAUGAGGAGGGGCCUGGAGAAUGGACCUCACUGGAUUCAGAGGUUCUGAUGAAGGAAGAUGAGAUAUAUGGCACUAAAAACCCCACUCCUCACCAAGUGCUGCUGGACACACGCUUUGAGCUUCCUUUCGAUAUCCCUGACGACGAGGCCCAGUACUGGACUAAAAAGCUGGAGCGCAUCAACUCUAUGAGGACACAUGAUGAGUAUUCACUGCAAGAUGAAGCACAGAGAAGACAGCUGCCCUCAGCGCCCUCGCAGUGCUGCGACUGGACAUACUUUGGAUGGAAUGACCAGCAGACUUUUGAUGACCAUGACAGUGCUGUGGAUGACAGGGACAGUGAUUACCGCAGUGAGACAAACAGCAGGCCUCCACAAUACCACACCACAGCUCAACCCAAUUCCUCUGUACAUCAGUACCCUAUUGGCCGAAGGUUACAGAAUCAUGCAUUAUCUAGGACAGACUCUAUCCAGAGCUAUGACUUGGAUUAUAGAGAAGGAAGGGAACAGAGGUAAACCAGAUUUUCAAGUGGUACAAAUUAUGUCAGAAUGAUUCCAGUGGACUCAGGUAUGGGGGUUGAAGACUGGGAGACCAAAUACAAAAUUAAUGACAACAUACUGGAUGAUUACCUGGAACCAGAGCAGAAAACGUGGGGUGACGAUGAUGACACCAAGAGUGAAAUUUAUAGAAUCGUGAGUAGACCGGGUGACUCCAAAGACAGUCGGUUUUACCAGACAGUGUUAUGCAAAUCCCAUCAGGAGAGAAGCCACAGGCAGCAGUGAGGUCCGUUUGGUCUAUAAGGAAGCUAGAAACUUCAAGGAUGAUAUUUCCCAUCCUGAAAUUUCCAUCAUUUCUUCAAUUAGGCAACUUCUCAAGGCAAACCAAACAUCAUAUACAGAGGAGCUGUUGUACAAAACCAAGAUGUGGGCAAGAACUCAUUUGAAGACACCCUUGAGAACUAUACAAUUUAUUGUGAGGAAGAGGAAGCCAGGAUGAGAGCAAGAAGUAAAUAUGGGUCUGCAGGAUCUGAUGAAAUGCAGUUCUCUCUUGGGUCUGAAGAGGAGCUAGAUGAUAUGGCGUUUGUAGAAGAGGAUGCACAGUAUGAAUAUGACAGUUACUACAAUAACGCAAGACAUAUUUCCUCUUAUGAUGAAUGGUCAUAAGGCUAUUAUGAACAACAGAGCAGCAUGGGGAAUGAUUGCACAUGGGGUCCAGAUGAAAUAUUGUCAUCUGUGCAGAAGCCAAAUAAGGAGUAUCAUGAUAGUAUGGACGAACUUCAGAACUUAGUCGGCUCUGUGUUAGAAUAUCAACCUGGACGAGAGGAGGAAAUGAGUAAAUAUAAAUCAAUGCAAAAGUCUGUCACAAAAACAGAAACAGAGAGUGAAGAAAAGAAAACUGAGGGUAAAUCAGCUGAGAUAAAAGAGGAAAAAGCUGUGGAAAAAUGUAUUGUGGGUGUUAAAAACACCAUGAGCUCUGUUUAAAUUAAUCACAAAUACUAAAACAGCAUCUGAAGAUACAGAAUCAACAGAAACUACAACAAAAACUCCAUCUCCAGUUCCUCCCCAGUCAAAGUCUGCUAUUUCCAAACUGUUCUCUUUCAUACCUAAAUCAACUUGUAGUCCAACUCCAGUGGCUGUUUUACUACCUGUUAAUCAGGUAGUUAAUCAGGAAUCUAAUGCAGACAAGAAGUUCUCUUUGCAGUCGCUCUUGCCAUUUCAGUCCCCAGAGGUCAGUCGACCAGCUAGUGCCACAUCAGAGACUAAUGCUACAAUCAUUGCUGAUUCAAGUGGCUCUCAAACUCAGGACUCCACUUCAAGUCAGACACAAACAGUGGUUGAUUCAGUGCUAGGAAGACUGAGCCCUUUCAGGCUUUUUGGAGACAAAUCUAGUGCUGAAACUAUUUCAC